GUUAAGGAGUGUGAACUGUUUUGUGCUAUGAAUAGAAAUCGUGUAUGAAAAAAAAGAUUUUUGUAUAAGUAAAACGGAACUGAUUCAUCAUUGUAUUUAAAAUUUGGUUUCCCAAGAAUGAAUUAUAAAAAGAAGCCUUGCUAUCGCCUGUGAAAUACAUUAUUUGCCAAAACAGUAGAAAUAAACAGAAAACAUAACCUCAACCAUUGCAAAUAUUUCUUGACCGAAUCAUGUUUAUUUCGUUGUCGACCCGGAGUAUACUCAAUAAUAUAUCAAUAAGAUCAAUGCACAAAGCCACACGUACUUGUAGUACCCUUUCAAAGAAGCCAGCUCUCGAUUUCAACGAUAUCAAACAUCCGACAAAAGUGCCAUUGAAACCAGUCAUCUCCGCGGAUGCAAUCAAACCAGAGAAAUUGAAAAUCGACAAAGACACCAUUGAACUGCUGAUGCGAUUGUCUCUGGUCAACUUGAGUGACGAAGAAGCAUUGCGAAAUCUGCAAGACUCGAUCGAAUUUGCGAGUAAAAUAUUGCACAUUGACACCACUGGCUUGGAGCCGAUGUACUCUGUGCAUGAAGAUCAGUACAUUGAAUUGCGUGACGACGUUGUAACCGAAGGCAAUAUUCGUGAAGACCUAUUGAAAAACGCGCCCGUCAACGACGACGUUUGCUUCGUUGCGCCACCAGGAAAUAUUGCAGUGGAAUUAGAAGAACAAGAGUUCAAAACCACUUCACAAUAG
Messenger RNA from Sitodiplosis mosellana (orange wheat blossom midge), 737 nucleotides. It is a transcript of the gene GatC, whose product is annotated as glutamyl-tRNA(Gln) amidotransferase subunit C, mitochondrial. NCBI's taxonomy places the organism in Eukaryota, Metazoa, Arthropoda, Insecta, Diptera, Cecidomyiidae. Gene Ontology annotation, biological process: glutaminyl-tRNAGln biosynthesis via transamidation; mitochondrial translation; regulation of translational fidelity. The transcript has 2 exons. Gene Ontology annotation, cellular component: glutamyl-tRNA(Gln) amidotransferase complex; mitochondrion. The coding region runs from base 231 to 737 and encodes 168 amino acids. The record is from RefSeq and is a predicted model, not a curated record. Gene Ontology annotation, molecular function: glutaminyl-tRNA synthase (glutamine-hydrolyzing) activity.